AUGGAGUUAGCGUUCGAGAUACCUUCGACAUGCUCAGGAGUCGUGACCAAUAGGUGCGAACUCAAGGUUGCCGAUCAUGUAUUUAAUAAUCUAGAUGAUGUACAUAAAGGUCUAUUUGUGAAAUCAUGCUUCCGGACACUAGAGCACAUUCCCAAUUUGAAAUUGGCGUCUCAAAUAAUCCACCACCUUCUUCAAAGGACCUUGAAAUCAUCCGAGAACGAAAAAGACGCCGUGUGGUUCAAAUUUGGAGAAAAAGAAGCUAGAUUCGGGUUACAAGAAUUUUCUCUUGUAAGCGGAUUCAAGAUUGUGCAUGAUGUGGCUUCGUACGAGGUCCCGGAAAGAAGUAGUUCGCUUUUGCAUUUAUUCAAAGGGAAGCGAGGGAAGCUAACAAAGAAAGACUUGCUCAAUAAAUUUGAUGAUUUGGUAAAGAAGGAGGAAGAUGCAGAUUUGAUAUACAAAUUGGGGCUUCUCACGGUCCUGGAGCAUGUGGUUUUGUCUAACGAGUGUCGGACUCUUGUGGAUGAAAAAUGGUUUCAUCUCGUUGAAAAUUUGGAGGAGUUCAAUAGCUAUCCUUGGGGGAACUUGUCAUACGAGUACACCGUAAAGUUGUUCAAGCGGAAGAGGUUUGGGCAUUUGAGGCACUGCCUGAGGUUGGAAGAAAAUUUGCUGAAACUUGUGGUUGAAGUUCGACGAACAUUACAACCUUCAAGGGAUGAAGUUAAAACUUCAUACUUGAAGGAAUUUCGUAUUGUCCCUGAAGAUGAGGAAGAAGAAGAAGAAGAAGAAGAAAAUGAGGAUAAGGAUGAUGAGGAAGACGAGGAAGAGGAAGAAGAAAAAAAUGAUGCAUCUCAGUCUGAUCCACCACAACCGCAAGUUUUUGGUGCUGAAAAGCUUUCAGCUAUAGUCAGGGAGGUUGUGAAGGAUGAGAUGAGAUUAUUUUCUGAACACGAUCAAUUCACCAUCUCCCAUGCCCGAGAAAGAAAGGUGGGAGUUCAUGAUGACGUGGGCUUGGAAAUGAGGGUAAAAGAAAAAGUUGUCUUGGUCGAAGACAAAUUUUCUGAGGAGGUUGUCUCACCAAAGAAGAAUGAACAUGGAUUCGAUACCGGUGUUGUGACCGACCCGUCAUCAAAGAUAUUCCAAGAACUACCUAUGGAGAUCGAGGAAACCGAUGAAGAUGAUGCACCCGAGUCUCCUAAGGGAAGAGGCCACCGGAAGAAAAGAAAGGCCACCGUCCUACUUACUCCGUGGAGGAAUCCCGGAAAAAGACAAAAAAUUCCAAAUGUCAUGGAGUACGAUCCUCAUAGGACACUGGAUGAAGCUAAACUUGAGGAUUUAAGGCGGUGGUUGGCGAACUCCCCUGAAAGUGAUGAAAUUGACGUAGCUUGGGGUAGCGGUAGCGCAGGGAAAAAAAAUUUUAAUGACCUUCUGGACGAUAAAUGGCUUUGUAGUGGGCAUGUAGAUGCAGCUCUUUUUCACAUGAGAUGUCGGGCUAUAGAGUACCCUCACUUGUUUAGACAAGAUUGUGUCACCUUGGACCCACAUUUUGUGUCUUAUGCAAGAAUGUUCUUUAAAGACGCGUCAAAAGUUGAAAGCUUUGAUAGGACAAAUUUUCCAAAGGCAUUAGUUAAGUACGCCGAAGGGAAAGUACCCCCUCAUGCAAAGGCGUGGACUAGUUGUACCAAAUUGUUUGUUGCCUUUUGCACUGAGAAUAAUGAACAUUGGGUAGCACUCGAUAUUGAUCUCUCCAAAAGAUGCAUUGACGUAUAUGAUAGUUCACCGAGUGUCAUGCGGAAGCGACAAUUUGAAACGGAAUUGGAGCCCAUUCGAGUUGUCGUACCUAUGCUAAUGAGGAUGUUGAAUGCUACAUAUAGUUCAGAAAAAUUUGAUUUGAAACGAUUACCAUGUCCUAGCCAAGCAAAUGGUCGAGAGGACGAUGUUUGUCGGAAUGGCUUUUGGCAAUUAUGGCUUACGAGAAGACAACCUUGCCAGAAUAUAAGUUGCCGGAAAGAGGGAGUGUCCAAACUCGGUCGGAAUAAGUGGCCGGAGGUGGUGUUAUCACCGGAGAUUGGAGAUGAAAGGAACGAUUUUCUAGAGCGGAGCGGCUCAGCAUGUCACGGACGCGACGUUUAUCGCGGGCGUGACUACCGCGCUUCCAGGUCGUCGCAGGAGCGACACUAUGUCGUGGCGCGACUCCAAAUAUGGUGCCACAAAAGCGCGCGACGCCUCGUCACGACCGCGAUGCAGAGGCUGUCGCGGGCCAGUUAA
Messenger RNA from Striga asiatica, 2265 nucleotides. Lineage: Eukaryota; Viridiplantae; Streptophyta; Magnoliopsida; Lamiales; Orobanchaceae. The record is from the annotation of a GenBank genome assembly.